Astrephomene gubernaculifera is the source of this 810-nucleotide messenger RNA. NCBI's taxonomy places the organism in Eukaryota, Viridiplantae, Chlorophyta, Chlorophyceae, Chlamydomonadales, Astrephomenaceae. The record is from the annotation of a GenBank genome assembly.
UACGAUUUCGCUUACGAUAUUGCCAAGAGGAAAUUCCUUAGCCAGCGCGACUAGGGCCAAGCCUGCGAAGAUGGCGAGGCCCGUGUUCGCGCUGGUAGUUCUCGCAGCCUGUAUGUUCAGCGACUUUGCUUACGCGCGCGACGAAUGUUUUGGGCCGAUCGUUGAAGUCAAACUGCUGUCCACUUCGGGCAAUCCCAAGGCACCGAUUAUAGUGAAGUAUGGUGCGCUUGCGGGCUUUGGUUCGAACCUGUCCCAGCCUCUCACAUCAAUCCCAGUGAAUCUUGCGGAGCCGCUUGACGCUUGCGGUCCGAUUGCAUUGCCAACGGCAGCAGGCACGGCCCUCCUAGUCAUACGUGGCAACUGCUCCUUCACAGAGAAGGCUCGUGUCGUACAAUCCGCCGGCGCUGCUGCCAUGCUGUUGUACGACAACGAGCCCGGCUGCGUCGCCAUGGGCGCGGAGCCCAAUGCUACUGCCGGCAUUAACAUCGCUGCUGUUAGCGUGUCGUACGACACGGGCUUGGAGCUAACGACGGCGCUGCAACAGGCGGCAGCCAUCUCUGCCACCCUAGCCUCCACAGCCUCCUCGUCCGCCAACGGCAGUAGCAGUGGUAGUGGCGGUGGCAGCAGUAGCAUGACCAGUCCUGGCACCUCUACCGCCGCCUCCGCCACGUCAUUGGUGGUGUCGUUACGACGGUUGGACGUUCCGUUGGUGGAUGGCGGGGCGGUGCUGUUGUGGUUGUUGGCGGUUGGUACGGUGCUGUACGGCAGUUUGUGGAGCGGGGCGGACUACCUGGAGGCUCGGCGCGAGCA